Molecule: messenger RNA, 831 nt
Organism: Trichomonas vaginalis G3
Lineage: Eukaryota; Parabasalia; Trichomonadida; Trichomonadidae
Product: organellar and viral DNA polymerase type B
Exons: 1
Source: RefSeq, a predicted model, not a curated record
AUGCAAGAAACAAGGAGUCAAAUAGAUACUGUAAGACGUAUAGCAAACAAUGCACGUACGGGAUUGGAUACUUUACGAGAAGCACAAAAUACACUAAAGGAAGCAAAUGAUAUUCUUGGCUCAGUAUCAGACAUGCAUGAAGAUUGGCUUAAAGGUAUUGACAAAUCUUUAAAAAAUCACAGUCAGUCUAUUGCUGACUACAAGAAAAGUAUAGAUUUUUUACAUAGUGCUAUGGACGUACAUGAUGGAAGCAUAAGGAACUUACUUAAUGCUAACAAUAACUUACCAGGAACUAUUAAAGCAUUUAUAAAGUCCUUUGUAAAACCUGGUGCUCUAACAUUUAGGUCUUUGAGAGCAAGAGCAUUGAAGUCAAGAGAUGCAGAAACUCCAACAGAACCUACAGAAGGAACUGAAACAACAGAAACUCCAGAAGAACCACCAAAACCAACAGCUAAUGAAAUAUUGUUCGAAUAUUUUCCAAGGUACUCUGUUCUCAUUGCAUACAUUCAAGAAAUACUUAAGAAAGCAGACUUGACUUUAGGAGAUGAUGAAAGUUCUGUAUAUCUUUCGUUCCAGUUUCAAAUAGCAGAACUUUUGAGACAGAUAUGCUUAAUGUAUGACAACAUCUCUGAUUUCACAAGAUAUGAUGACGACCAUGACCCCGAACACGGUGAAGAAGAAGUUUUACAAACAUCCAUUAAGACAGGAAAGGUUUUAACUCAAAGUCUCAUUAUUGACACCAAAGAUGGCGAAGUGGACGUUCUUCAAGAGCUGAAGAAAAAUACUUCUGAAGGAGGUGGUGGUAGGCAUGAACUUGAAAUAAAUGAGAUA